Hemicordylus capensis (graceful crag lizard) is the source of this 3142-nucleotide messenger RNA. RefSeq names its product TNF receptor associated factor 7 (gene TRAF7). Lineage: Eukaryota; Metazoa; Chordata; Lepidosauria; Squamata; Cordylidae. Gene Ontology annotation, cellular component: nucleus; nucleolus; cytoplasm. Gene Ontology annotation, molecular function: protein binding; zinc ion binding; ubiquitin-like ligase-substrate adaptor activity. The transcript has 21 exons. The record is from RefSeq and is a predicted model, not a curated record. The coding region runs from base 311 to 2320 and encodes 669 amino acids. Gene Ontology annotation, biological process: protein polyubiquitination; regulation of proteasomal protein catabolic process; proteolysis.
CCCAGGGAAUGAGACUGCCGAGAGACGAGAACUACAAGUCCCGGCGUUCCGCGCGCGGGCGCGCACGCAGCGCCGCUUCCGGCCCGGCUAGGCCAGGCCCGGCGGCUGGGUGGCUGUACGAGGAGAGGACAGACGCGACGGGGGCGCUGGGGACGGUGGCAGAGCCGGCGCUCGGGGAGGGGGGAGCCGCCAUGGGCCGGGGAGCCGCCCGCGGGCCUGCGCCGCCAUUGCCGCCGCCUCCUUCCCCCUUUCCCUCUCCGCCGCUGCCCACAGUGGCAGCUUUUCUGAUAGACAAAUGUGGGGCUAGAUUAUGAGCUCCAACAAGAACACCCGCUGCAAUCGUUUCCCCAGCGGUACAGCAAACGGUGCUUCUUCAGAAAACACUAACGGGACGAGAAUGGAGACUACUUUUGGGCCUGCCUUCUCUGCAGUGACCACCAUCACCAAAGCGGAUGGGAGUGGCACCUUCAAGCACCGGCGGACACCCUCUUCCUCCAGCACGCUCACCUAUUCCCCCCGUGACGAGGAUGAUGGCAUGCCACCAAUCAACACCCCACGGAGGUCUGACUCCGCCAUCUCCGUCCGCUCGCUGCAUUCAGAGUCCAAUAUGUCCCUGCGUUCAACUUUCUCUCUCCACGAGGAAGAGGAGGAGCCAGAGCCGCUGGUGUUUGCUGAGCAACCUUCGGUGAAACUCUGCUGCCAGUUGUGUUGCAGUGUGUUUAAAGAUCCAGUGAUCACGACCUGUGGGCACACGUUUUGCAGGAGAUGUGCCUUAACCUCUGAGAAGUGCCCGGUGGACAAUGCCAAGCUGACGGUGGUUGUCAACAACAUUGCCGUGGCCGAGCAAAUUGGGGAGCUCUUCAUCCACUGCAAGUACGGCUGCCGGCCUGCCGCCAGCGGCAAGCCUUCCGCCUUCGAGGUGGACCCUCGCGGGUGCCCCUUCACCAUUAAGCUGAGUGCCAGGAAGGACCAUGAAGGCAGCUGUGACUAUCGGCCGGUGCGCUGCCCCAACAACCCCAACUGCCCACCACUCCUCAAGAUGAACCUGGAGGCACAUCUCAAGGAGUGUGAGCACAUCAAGUGCCCCCAUUCCAAAUACGGGUGCACGUUCAUCGGGAACCAAGACACCUACGAGACCCACCUGGAGACGUGCAAGUUUGAGGGCCUCAAGGAGUUCCUGCAGCAGACGGACGACCGCUUCCACGAGAUGCAGGUGGCCAUGGCACAGAAGGACCAGGAGAUUGCCUUCCUGCGGUCCAUGCUGGGCAAGCUCUCGGAGAAGAUCGACCAGCUGGAGAAGAACCUCGAGCUGAAGUUUGAUGUCCUGGACGAGAACCAGAGCAAGCUGAGUGAGGAUCUGAUGGAGUUCCGGAGAGAUGCCUCCAUGCUGAACGAUGAGCUGUCCCACAUCAAUGCCCGGCUGAAUAUGGGGAUUUUGGGCUCAUACGAUCCCCAGCAGAUCUUCAAGUGCAAAGGCACCUUUGUGGGGCACCAGGGCCCCGUCUGGUGCCUGUGCGUAUACUCCAUAGGAGACCUGCUCUUCAGUGGCUCUUCUGACAAAACUAUUAAGGUGUGGGAUACCUGUACCACAUACAAGUGCCAAAAGACCUUGGAAGGCCACGACGGGAUUGUCCUGGCCCUCUGCAUCCAAGGGAACAAGUUGUACAGCGGCUCUGCUGACUGCACCAUCAUUGUCUGGGAUAUCCAAACCUUGCAGAAGGUCAACACCAUCCGUGCACAUGACAACCCAGUGUGCACGCUGGUCUCUUCGCACAACAUGCUCUUCAGCGGCUCCCUCAAAGCCAUCAAGGUCUGGGACAUUGUGGGCACUGAGUUGAAGUUGAAGAAAGAGCUGACCGGCCUCAAUCACUGGGUCCGGGCCCUUGUGGCAUCCCAGAAUCACCUAUAUAGUGGGUCCUACCAAACAAUCAAGAUCUGGGACAUCCGAAACCUGGAGUGCGUGCAUGUUCUGCAGACGUCGGGAGGCAGCGUCUACUCCAUCGCAGUCACCAACCACCACAUUGUCUGUGGCACCUACGAGAACCUUAUUCACGUGUGGGACAUUGAAUCCAAGGAGCAAGUCCGCACACUGACCGGACACGUGGGCACUGUGUACGCCCUGGCCGUCAUCUCUACGCCGGACCAAACCAAAGUCUUCAGCGCCUCCUACGACCGGUCGCUGCGGGUAUGGAGCAUGGACAACAUGAUCUGCACGCAGACGCUGCUGCGCCAUCAGGGCAGCGUCACGGCGCUGGCCGUCUCCAGGGGCCGCUUGUUCUCGGGCGCUGUGGACAGCACCGUUAAGGUCUGGACAUGCUAAUGGGUGCCGCCGCUGCCGCCACCACCACCACCGCCGCCACCUGCUUCCGGAUGCCAGACUACCAAAUACUCCCUCGGCUCUCCCCUGGCGCUCCUCCGCCACUUCCCUCGCCCUCCCGCCGGCCAGAGAGCUGCACGGUCCACAUACCUCAGCACUGCCCCUCGCCACGGACAGACAUGGCCCCCAAGCGGCACUGUCGGCCCAGGCAAGGCUGUCUUGACUGACGAUAAAGCUGAACCGGCCGCCCUGCAGCUGUGGCUUCUUUUUUCUGACUCAGGGGAGGAGGUUUCCUUGUUGUUGUCCAGUCUAACGGUGGUGUCGUAGCUGCAACGUCGGUCUCCAAAGUCCUUUUGCUCUCGCCAGAGGAGAGAAAUGGGGCGCAGCCGCCUCAAACAAGAGCUCUUGGGUGAAGCGGGAGCGGAUCGCUCAGUGGGAGCAUCCCUACUGCACCUUGCAGGGUGUGGGGGGGGGGUCCCCUGAGCCAAGAAGGUGGGAGGGGCCCAUUCUCCUCUCUGUCCUGGGAUUUAAUUUAUCCACUUUCAGUUGUGCCUGCCACCGGAGGUAGAACCAGUCGUCCGCCCCCCCCCGCCCCCCCCCACUUUGUGUAACCAGGUACGAUUUUUACGCCGUAAGCCCCCCAGUCCCUCACAUCAGGUACCACAUCGCCAUCCUCCGUUCACAGCAUCAUGUCACGACGGCCUCCGCAGUAAAGCCGGGGAGAGCCCACGGUUGUGUUUUUACUGACAUUUUCUACUGUUUUUAUGAUUGUGAUAUAGAUUUGGAUUAUUUCUUCCUUGACAAUAAAAAUGGACCAUGGUUUUA